AGCCUGCAAUAAGACAGAUGCAGAUUCAUCGAAGCUGGGUUAUAGGAACGACAGACGACUGAGCCUGCGGCACGGAAAAGGGUGGAGAACCAGAGGAGGACGAGAAAGGAAGAGUGGAACCGAGCACUUGGGAAAUUUAGGAAGAAUUUAUCUACCGCUGUAAUCAACAGAGACAAGACUGAGAAUGGCAGAAAGCACAAGUCCAAAAAGCACUUCUGGUGACUUUGCAAAAAAAGUCCAAAGACAGCUGAGCAGAGGCAAAGAAAAGGUUCUGCAGAGGCUGGGGAAGUCAAUAGAAACCAGAGAUGAUCACUUUGAGCAAUUACUCCAAAUUUUUUAUGAUCAACAGACUGAUUGUAACCGGAUAUAUAAGGACUUGAGGAACUACAUUAAUGCAGUGAGAGACAUGCGUGAGGCUUCAAGGCGUCUUUCUCAAUCUUUGUUUGAUGUUUAUGAAUCCGACUGGGUUGGAGAAGAGGAUUUGGGAGCUAUUGUGGAGGGAGAGGAUCUCCUGUGGAAUGACUUUGAGGUGAAGCUGCUGGAUCAGGCCGUGCGCACCAUGGAGUGCUAUGUGAGCCAGUUCCCGGAUGUCAAGGAGAAAGUGGCCAAGAGGGGAAGGAAACUGGUUGAUUAUGACUGCUCCCUUCACCACCUGGAGGCCCUGCAGACGGCUAAGAAGAAAGACGACGUCAAGAUAAACAAGGCAAAAGAAGAAAUGAAAGCUGCCAAACUUGUCUACGACGGCAUCAACAGUGAGCUGAAGGAGGAGCUGCCUACUCUUUACGAAACCCGUGUUGGAUGCUACGUGACCGUGUUCUCGUCUCUGUCAAAUUUACGAGACACCUUCUAUAAGGAACUUACCACGCUCAAUCUGGAUUUACAGAAUGUGAUGAAGGAGCUCCAGGCUCAGCAUCCAGACAAAGGGUUUGCUCUGAGAGGACUGCAGAGGUAUGGCUCCCUGAAGAGACGGUCUCUGAUGUCCCCCAAGGCCUGGAAAGCCAGUUUUUCUGAGUAUCACAAAAACUACAACCCCAGAACUGUGGAGAGGCACAGCUUUAGGUCCCCGGACAAGCCUCGCUCUGGCACUCUGUCCAGAGAGAGCAGCCUGCUCGGAGUCUCCUCACGAUCAUCACCAGAGAAAGCCCUCUCUGAGUCCAGGGAGCUGGACGCCGAGUCCUGCCACAGCGAGAAGCAGAACUCUGAAGAUCUUGCAACAGGGAAGCCGGAAAACGACCUGGAGCCCGGCGAGGCCGAAAGUCAAGCCAAAGACGAGAAGGACUUGAAAGAGUCAGAUCAAAAAGAAGAGCCGAAAAAAGAUCCACCAAGUGAGAGCAGCUCUGAACUGAACAACUCAUGUGAUUCAGAGAGUUUGGAGCUCCAGCUGUCUGCAGCCGACAACGGGCAGCUGCACAUCGAGGAGGAAGACGAAAGCCCUGUGACCUCUGACCCCCCGAAACCAAACAGACUAGAGAAUGGUGCUGUGAGCAGCUCUGACACAGGAGACCUGAGCAUUCCUCACAAGGGUGCUUCUGCAGAAAAACAAGACUCAAAAAGCACAGACGUAUAAGAAUGCCUGACAUGAUCUGCACAUAGCGACUGAAGGCGACAGCUGCUGGAGAGGAAAGAAUGUGAGCCCAGCCCCACUCAUGACUGUGGAUUCAAGACUGCUGCUGUCUGCUUUCUCAUUUAUCUGUUAAUGAAAUCACUCUUUUAAGUAAAUCACGGUUUAUAUUUUUUAUAGCAAGAUAAAUUCACAGUUUCUUUAGUCAGUACAUUUUGAAUGCAUUAUGGGUUUACACUGUUAAAAACUGGCCUCAACACACACUGUGCAAUGAUAUGCUGUGUUGACGUCCUCAGCUACACUCCAGUCUAACUUUUUUAAAAUUUAUCUUCUAUUUUUAACUUAAUUGUAUUAUAUUUUUCCAACUUUGCGGUGUUAAAAAGGGAAAAUAAUUUAAUCUAAAUUAAAUUUUUGGAUGCGCUCUUAGAUCUAAUAAUGACGAUUCAAUACCAAUAGGAAAACCAUAUAACAAUCCAAUUCAAGCUCAGCUUGAAUUCUGUAAUGAAAUCUAUGUUUAAUAAGCAAUAAAAAUGCUUUAGUUAAA
Messenger RNA from Oryzias latipes (Japanese medaka), 2105 nucleotides. RefSeq names its product bridging integrator 2a (gene bin2a). The record is from RefSeq and is a predicted model, not a curated record. Gene Ontology annotation, molecular function: protein binding; phospholipid binding. NCBI's taxonomy places the organism in Eukaryota, Metazoa, Chordata, Actinopteri, Beloniformes, Adrianichthyidae. Gene Ontology annotation, cellular component: cytoplasm; plasma membrane; phagocytic cup. Gene Ontology annotation, biological process: podosome assembly; plasma membrane tubulation; phagocytosis, engulfment.